Emericellopsis atlantica is the source of this 1698-nucleotide messenger RNA. RefSeq lists its product as uncharacterized. Bases 87 to 1547 code for a protein of 486 amino acids. The transcript has 2 exons. NCBI's taxonomy places the organism in Eukaryota, Fungi, Ascomycota, Sordariomycetes, Hypocreales, Bionectriaceae. The record is from RefSeq and is a predicted model, not a curated record.
GCUUCUCCCAUCACCUCAGUUGUCCUGCUGCCUUCAUACGGCAAACCGCUCCCGCCCUUCAUACGUACACGCAACGUCCACCCAAGAUGCCCAAGCAAGAGGUCUUUGAACUACACCCAACGGGGUGGGAGUCGGACCCCCCGGAGGAGUUCUUCAAGCUAUCCACGCUCGACUACUGCGUUGCGCAGGUAUACACCAACUAUGCCCUCUUCUUCAAGCUCACAGAUGCGGAGAAACCCAAGGCUGUUUCGGUGCUCAAACGUGGCCUUGAAGUCACACUGAGCCAAUGCCGCCAGUUGGUCGGUAGGCUUGAGAAUCAUCCGGACGGCGGGCUCUGCUUCCACAAAAAGAGAGAAGACACCGUUCAAUUUCACGUACAAUGGCUCGACGGACCAGAGGACAAGCACCCGUCCUUCUCUGAGCUUGAGAAACGCCACUUUGUGUCCAAGGCAUUGGGGAACAUGGACACAUGGUGUGUUCAGCCCAUGUCAUAUGGUGAGAAGCCCGAGGCCCAGCCCGCAAGCAACCCCAAGGCAUCGGCCUUCAAAGCCAGCUUCAUUGCUGGCGGGCUCAUCUUCAUGAUGCAUCACCAUCAUUAUGCCAAUGAUAUCAUGGGCUGGGCUGGCGAAAUGCACCAGUUGGCGGAUAAUUGUGCCGCUAUCUGGAAGUCGUCCGAGGACAUCCCAGCCUCUCUUCCCGCUUGGGACCCGGCCUGCCUGGAUCUAUCCAGGGUCACCGUUGCUGACCCUCCGGAGGAGCAGCGUGUUGAUGGACCUGUGUCGCCCCUACGCCACCCUGACCACAAGACUGGUCAGUGGCUUUUGUUCCAUCUGCCCAGGAGCAAGACUGAAGAACUGAAGAAACUGGCAAGUCCUGGGGAUGGGAACUGGAUCUCCAGCUAUGACGCAUACAUGGCCUACAUCUGGCGUGUGCUAUCGAAGCAUCGAGCCCGCCUUUUCAAGCCAGAUCUCAAGCAGAAUCUGCUAUGGGGUGAAGCGGUAGAUAUGCGCAGACGCUUCCAUGACCCCCCUGUGCCAGCCCGUAUUCAAGGCAAUGUUGUCUGGGUAGCGCUUAGUACGCAGAGUCCCGUGCCUCAGCUCACGGCUGAAGAGGUCAUCUCAGAGGCACCACUAACUAAGCUAGCUUGGUACAUCCGCCAGCUCACAAACGGCGUCACGCAGGAUGCCGUCAGUGCAGGACUCGCUGAUAUCGCCCCUAUCCGCGACAAGACGACCCUCUUCCUUCGCACCGACAGCUUCCCGCCCAUGAGCAACUUUACAACCGAGUGGCGAGAUACGGCGCCCUGUGACGCCGACUUUGGCUUUGCUACGCCCUAUGCCUUCCGUUUCCCCUUUGACACCGUCACUGCCGGUCUGACUGUUGUGUAUCCGGUCCGGAAGAAUGGCCCCGCUGGCGAUGAUGAGGGCAAUGAGUUCAGCAUAGGGUUCGAGAAGGAGCUCUCAAAGGGUCUGAUUGAGGAUCCGGAGUGGAACAAGUUCUUUGAGUUCAGAGGUAUCGAUGCCGAGGAGGGAAAGACCACAGCGUAGAGCAUGUUGCUCCACCCUUUGAAAGUCCUGGACUCCUGGCUUUCAAAUAUCCAGCAUAAACUGAGUGUUCGGGCUUAAUCCAGUGAAUGGCAGCCUCUUGGACGAAUCCUGGGUCUAAAGUGCCGUCGUAAUGGGGAUGUAUAUGGAUCGU